AUGAAUUCAUCAUGUGCAGAUAUUCUUCUAUUUGCUGCAUAUAAAUGGAAUAUAAGUAAACCAUCAUUAUUAGCUGAUUCGAAAGAUGUUAUGGAUAAUACAACAUCACAAAAAUAUUGGUUUGAUAUUCAAUUACGUUGGGGUGAUUAUGAUUCUCAUGACGUUGAACGUUAUGCACGUGCAAAAUUUCUUGAUUAUACAACUGAUAAUAUGUCAAUUUAUCCAUCACCAACCGGUGUUAUGAUUGGUAUUGAUUUAGCAUAUAAUUUACAUAGUGCAUUUGGUAAUUGGUUUCCUGGUUGUAAACCAUUAAUUCAACAAGCUAUGGCUAAAAUAAUGAAAGCUAAUCCAGCUUUAUAUGUAUUACGUGAACGUAUACGUAAAGGUUUACAAUUAUAUUCAUCUGAACCAACUGAACCCUAUUUAUCAUCACAAAACUAUGGAGAAUUAUUUUCAAAUCAAAUUAUUUGGUUUGUUGAUGAUACAAAUGUUUAUCGUGUUACAAUUCAUAAAACUUAUGAAGGAAAUUUAACAACUAAACCAAUUAAUGGUGCAAUUUUUAUUUUCAAUCCACGUACAGGACAAUUAUUUUUAAAAAUUAUUCAUACAUCGGUUUGGGCUGGACAAAAACGUUUAGGACAAUUAGCUAAAUGGAAAACAGCUGAAGAAGUUGCAGCUUUAAUUCGUUCAUUACCUGUUGAAGAACAACCAAAACAAAUUAUUGUUACUCGUAAGGGUAUGCUUGAUCCAUUAGAAGUUCAUUUACUUGAUUUUCCAAAUAUUGUCAUCAAAGGUAGUGAAUUACAAUUACCAUUUCAAGCUUGUCUUAAAGUUGAAAAAUUUGGUGAUUUAAUCUUAAAAGCUACUGAACCACAAAUGGUUAUGUUUAAUUUAUAUGAUGACUGGUUAAAAUCUAUAUCAUCUUAUACAGCAUUUUCACGUUUAAUUCUUAUUCUUAAAGCUUUACAUGUUAAUAAUGAUCGUGCUAAAAUGAUUUUAAAACCAGAUAAAACAACUAUCACAGAAAUUCAUCAUAUAUGGCCAACAUUAACAAAUGAUGAAUGGAUUAAAGUUGAAGUUUCAUUAAAAGAUUUAAUAUUAGCUGAUUAUGGUAAAAAAAAUAAUGUUAAUGUUGCAUCAUUAACACAAAGUGAAAUACGUGAUAUUAUAUUGGAUUCAUCACAAUUAACUGCAACAACAACUGAAACAGUUAAUAAACAUGGUGAUAGAAUUAUAACAACAACAACAACAAAUUAUGAAACAUCAACAUUUGCAUCGAAAACUGAAUGGCGUAUACGUGCAAUAUCAGCAACGAAUUUACAUUUACGUACAAAUCAUAUUUAUGUUUCAUCAGAUGAUAUUAAAGAAACAGGUUAUCGAUAUAUUUUACCAAAAAAUAUUUUAAAAAAAUUCAUUAUUAUUUCGGAUCUUCGUACACAAAUUGCUGGUUAUUUAUAUGGUGUUAGUCCACCAGAUAAUCCACAAGUUAAAGAAAUUCGUUGUGUUGUUUUACCACCGCAAUGGGGUACACAUCAAACAGUUCAUCUACCAAAUUUAUUACCACAACAUGAAUAUCUUAAAGAUAUGGAACCUCUUGGAUGGAUUCAUACACAACCAAAUGAAUUACCACAAUUAUCUCCACAAGAUAUAACAACUCAUGCUAAAGUAAUGAAUGAUCAUGCAUCAUGGGAUGGAGAAAAAACAGUUAUCAUAACAUGUUCAUUUACACCUGGUUCUGUAUCAUUAACAGCCUAUAAAUUAACACCAACUGGUUAUGAUUGGGGUCGAUCAAAUACGGAUCGAGGAAACAAUCCUAAAGGAUAUGCUCCAUCACAUUAUGAAAAAGUUCAAAUGCUUUUGUCCGAUCGUUUCUUAGGAUUUUUUAUGAUACCAGGACAAGGUUCAUGGAAUUAUAAUUUUAUGGGUGUUCGUCAUGAUGCUAAUAUGAAAUAUGAUUUAAUGUUAUCAAAUCCUAAAGAAUUUUAUCAUGAAAUUCAUCGUCCAUCACAUUUUCUUAAUUUUUCAAAUGAAGAAAAUCCUGAUACAUUUACAGUUGAUCGUGAAGAUCGACUUAAUUAA
Molecule: messenger RNA, 2079 nt
Organism: Adineta steineri
Lineage: Eukaryota; Metazoa; Rotifera; Eurotatoria; Adinetida; Adinetidae
Source: the annotation of a GenBank genome assembly